Molecule: messenger RNA, 1446 nt
Organism: Asterias rubens (European starfish)
Lineage: Eukaryota; Metazoa; Echinodermata; Asteroidea; Forcipulatida; Asteriidae
Product: extensin-like
Exons: 2
Coding region: 1-1446 (481 amino acids)
Source: RefSeq, a predicted model, not a curated record
AUGAAUAGUUAUACGAAGAGAUCGUUUUUGAUCCGGGACAUCCUAGCAGACGUAGCUUCUACGCCACCUGACUCUUUGACAGAGAAAUCUUUCGUUAUUCACCGACAAGCCAACCUCCGACCCGUACCCACACCCAUCCCACAGCCAACCUCCGACCCGUACCCACACCCAUCCCACAGCCAACCUCCGACCCGUACCCACACCCAUCCCACAGCCAACCUCCGACCCGUACCCAGACCCAUCCCACAGCCAACCUCCGACCCGUACCCACACCCAUCCCGCAGCCAACCUACGACCCGUACCCAAACCCAUCCCACAGCCAACCUCCGACCCGUACCCACACCCAUCCCACAGCCAACAUCCCACAGCCAACCUCCGACCCGUACCCACACCCAUCCCACAGCCAACCUCCGACCCGUACCCACACCCAUCCCACAGCCAACCUCUGACCCGUACCCAAACCCAUCCCACAGCCAACCUCCGACCCGUACCCAAACCCAUCCCACAGCCAACCUCCGACCCGUACCCACACCCAUCCCACAGCCAACCUCUGACCCGUACCCAAACCCAUCCCACAGCCAACCUCCGACCCGUACCCAAACCCAUCCCACAGCCAACCUCCGACCCGUACCCACACCCAUCCCACAGACAACCUCCGACCCGUACCAAGAACCAUCCCACAGCCAACCUCCGACCCGUACCCACACCCAUACCACAGCCAACCUCCGACCCGUACCAAGAACCAUCCCACAGCCAACCUCCGACCCGUACCCACACCCAUACCCCAGCCAACCUCCGACCCGUACCAAGAACCAUCCCACAGCCAACAUCCGACCCGUACCCAAACCCAUCCCACAGCCAACCUCCGACCCGUACCCACACCCAUCCCACAGACAACCUCCGACCCGUACCCACACCCACCCCACAGCCAACCUCCGACCCGUACCCACACCCAUCCCACAGCCAACCUCCGACCCGUACCCACACCCAUCCCACAGACAACCUCCGACCCGUACCCACACCCAUCCCACAGACAACCUCCGACCCGUAACCACACCCAUCCCACAGCCAACCUCCGACCCGUACCCACACCCAUCCCACAGACAACCUCCGACCCGUACCCAGACCCAUCCCACAGCCAACCUCCGACCCGUACCCACACCCACCCCACAGCCAACCUUCGACCCGUACCCACACCCACCCCACAGCCAACCUCCGACCCGUACCCACACCCAUCCCACAGACAACCUCCGACCCGUACCCAGACCCAUCCCACAGCCAACCUCCGACCCGUACCCACACCCACCCCACAGCCAACCUUCGACCCGUACCCACACCCACCCCACAGCCAACCGCCGACCCGUACCCACACCCAUCCCACAGCCAACCUCCGGUAUUUUGGCGGGGAGUGAGUUAACCGACAGUAUUUUGGCGGUGAGUAAGUGA